Messenger RNA from Talaromyces amestolkiae, 2589 nucleotides. RefSeq lists its product as uncharacterized. Gene Ontology annotation, biological process: DNA-templated transcription. Gene Ontology annotation, molecular function: zinc ion binding; DNA binding. Gene Ontology annotation, cellular component: nucleus. The transcript has 5 exons. Lineage: Eukaryota; Fungi; Ascomycota; Eurotiomycetes; Eurotiales; Trichocomaceae. The record is from RefSeq and is a predicted model, not a curated record. Bases 1 to 2589 code for a protein of 862 amino acids.
AUGUCACGUCCUCAGGUUAGCAUCGAUCGACUCACCCCUCGGCGGGUCAUGGCCGAGCCACACGCCGUCCCCAAGAAAAGAGGCCCAAAAACAGAUGUUCUUGAAGCGCUUUUAAAACGGGUAGAUGGUCUCGAGAGACGAUUACAGGAAGAAGGCAGCACCGUCAGCCCUACUAGCGAGAAUCCACCAUCUACUACCAAGCGCAAGGGAAAGGGGUCUUCGGCUGGGCGGUCAAAUUCUGCAGAUGAAACCGGCUCUUCGAUCCAAAGCUCUCUAUCAAUCGCGGAGCAAGAAGACCCGAAUCAAAUGUCUUUUGCAGAUCGGCGCGGCUCGAUGCUCUUGACAUCUACUUAUAACGGUUUUAGUGAUCAUCCAAUCAAUAGUUUUCGACAUGGACAGCAGACGAAUACCACGAAUCGCCAAGAUAACGCGUUUCUUUCCGACACUAUCUUAGAUACAUAUUUUACUCGGCUUCAUGGAAAACCGUUCUAUAUAUUGGAGGAGUCUUCAACGCGCCAAAGGCAUCACAUGGGACAGUUACCGGGGCCUUUGAUGAUGGCGAUAUAUGCUAUAACUAUUAGAUAUGCCCAAUCUGCGGAAGGGCAAGAAGGCUCAACACGAAUCGGACUCGAAUAUGCGCUCAAAGCACGACAGGAGAUCGAUAUUGACAAUCCUACUAUUGAAGGACUUCAAACACUUUUAUUACUAUCCAUGGUCUUCUUUGCCUACGGGUUGGGCAAGAAGACAUACAUGACAAUAUCGAGUUGCUCUGCCAUGAUUCUCGCGCUUGAUCUAUAUAGAGAGCCUUCACCCAAACUCAAUCUCUCUCAUACCGAAAAAGAAACGAGACGAAGGUUAUUCUGGGCAUGUUACAUGAUGGAUCGGUUUGUGGCAUGUGGUUCGAGACGUCCAUGUCUGAUCUCAAAUGAUUCAGUUCUAUUGCGUCUACCAUCAUGGUCAUCAUCUACAUCAUCUCAUGCACUUCCUGUUGAAGGAGAAUUAUUCAACAACUCGGGUAUCAACAUCCAACUUUCGGCCGAUCCCCGCAGACGAGGACAACCAGCGAUUGUCCUUCUUAUUGACAUCAUACGAAUAUUAGGAAUAACAAAUCGGUAUCUGGCCACAGGAGGAGUCAAAGGCGAUUCUCACUUCCCUUGGCACUCGAUGUCAAACCUAUCCAAAAUUCGCCAGGAGCUCGAUUUGUGGGGAGCCGGUGUACAGGAUAUAUUCAUAUCGGUGGAAUCGCUGUUUACACACCCGGAAAGCACGACAUUAUUUCUGAGCAAACUUAUAUACCACCUCAUCCACUGCUUGAUAUACCGUCCGUUUUUACCACUCGACUUGGCAGAGCUCCGAGGGACAGGACAACACCAGUCAUGGCAAAUUGAGGCGACCAACCUGUGCUUCUUGCACUCGAAUGCUAUAGUUGAGCUUGUUGAGUUUGGACGAAACUCUUCACUAGUCGAAUGGCCCGCCUUUAUCAGUCAUUGUGUAUGCACUGCCGGGACGGUCCAUGUCCAUGGUGUACAUUAUAAGGGACUGGAAGGGGAGGUCUUUUCAUCCAGCGCCGAUUUUCUUGCCAAGGAGAUGCAACAGAUGUCCUGGCUACGACAUUGCUGGGCCGGUGUCCAACAUCAACGAGAAUUGUUACAGACAGUCUAUACCUGUCACGCCGAACUUGUCAGAAAUUUAGCCAACAGCACGAUGCGAUUUUCACCAGUGUUCCACUUGGAGGACUUUUUUGACCGUUAUAUGGGAAUAUCCGUGGAUAGUUCUCAUGUAAGACUCGUCGAUGAGGUUACUGACACCAGUAACGAUAACAUGUCUGUGCCGUUGGCCAUUGACAGCCAUUCACUUUAUAACACACAAGCGAUGUCCACACCGUCAUUAAACAGCUCACAAAACUUCCAAAAUCAGCAAUUCUCUCGUAUGAGCGGCACCGCUUCCCACCAACCACAAUUCCAACAACAUACAGAACUGCCAGGUUCACAGUUCGAUACUUCAUCACAAUCUCAGCAAUUGCAACCCGCGUUGUACCCAUAUAAUCUCAACGAUUCUUCGCCGUCGUACUCGAUUACACAACAAGAUCAACAUCAGCAGCAGCCACACUCACAACAAUCGCAGCAACAACAAAUGCCACGUGUACUCCCGUCGUUCUCCCCAACACUAGGACUCUCCCCAUCCGCAUUCAUCUCUGAAUCUCUAAACACCGUAACAGCUCCUACUCCACCUUCAAACUUCCACUACGCCACAUUCCCAUUCGACACACCUCAUACAGCACAGGCCCGAACCCCAUACACAAACGGAUAUGCCGCACAGACACCAAGCGGGCAAUCGCAAGCAAGCGACUCUCAUGCCACUAUGAGCGAAAGUGGUCCGCCUUCCGAAAAGGAUCCAUUCCUUAGUCUAUUGGAGCAAUUGGCUGAGAAUGAGCAUUUGGAAGGUGAUGGGCCGAGUGAGCUUGAUUUCUUGUUAGGCGGUAUCCAUGCUCCCAACCCUGCUGAGAGUAUUGCUCCAGGGGCAGAGGGUGAUGGGAUGAUCGUUGCUGGCGGAGAAGUACCAGAAUCUGUCAAUAACGAGAGGUCGUAA